Molecule: messenger RNA, 994 nt
Organism: Coregonus sp. 'balchen'
Lineage: Eukaryota; Metazoa; Chordata; Actinopteri; Salmoniformes; Salmonidae
Source: the annotation of a GenBank genome assembly
CGUUCGACAACUAUCUUUACCUAGAACAAACAACUGACCGACAGCAAUGGCUCCUGUCAAUAUUUGCAACAUGGUGAUGACAACGAAAGAUAAAAUCAAAGUAAGUACAAAUAGGCUACUGUCCUCUAUCUUCCUCAAUUGAAUUAGUUAUGUUUGAAUUUUAACAUGAUUUUUAAACUGCAAUUAAACUAAUCAGAUCCUCUAUUUUCUCCAGUUUAGAAAACCAGUGGUGGAAAAGAUGCGCCGAGACCGCAUUAACAGCAGCAUCGAACAGCUCAAGACACUCCUCAAAACCGAACUUCAAGCACACCAACCCAACUCGAAACUGGAAAAGGCUGACAUUCUCGAGACAGCUGUGUUUUACCUGAAAGACAACAGCAUGCGCCCUGCUGCUUCAUUCAACGCAGCGUCACCUGUCCAGAGCUACGCGGAGGGAUUCACCCGCUGCCUGGAGGAGACGCUGCGCUUCCUCUCAGCGAACAACCAGCCGGCUGGCUCACAACAGAAGCUUCUCAAUCACUUCCAUCGGGCUCAGAAACUUGGUGACAGAGUCGUGCUGAGUCCAAACCGCGUGACGGUCCCUCACAACAGCAGCACUCCGAAACGUGUCACCGCAGGUGGAAGAGGGCCUCUGUGGAGACCAUGGUGAUGCUCAUAGCCUAUUUGGAGACGUUCAAUAAUGAGACUUUCGAUGUCAAAACCAGAAAAUCUGUUGGUCUAGCACGACACAGUAUGCUCUUCUUGUUGGAAAUUAUUCUUCCCUAUACAAUUUUAUAUUUUGUUCGUAAAAGUAGAAAUUAUUGUUAUUCUUCUGUGUAGAAUUGUAAUAUCCUGUAUUGUGCUAAUGUGCAUGUAUUAUUAACUUUACAAUUGCGAAGUAAAAUGUUUUUACAUAUUGUAAAAUAUAUUAAUAUAAUAUCUUGGUGUAUCUAUUUCUGGGAAAAUACCUCAGCCCUAUGUUGCUGAAUUGUAAUUUGUCCUGAAACAAACUGUG